This is a messenger RNA of Pimephales promelas (fathead minnow), 1653 nucleotides long. It is a transcript of the gene mc3r, whose product is annotated as melanocortin 3 receptor. Gene Ontology annotation, cellular component: membrane. Gene Ontology annotation, molecular function: melanocortin receptor activity. The record is from RefSeq and is a predicted model, not a curated record. Gene Ontology annotation, biological process: G protein-coupled receptor signaling pathway. Lineage: Eukaryota; Metazoa; Chordata; Actinopteri; Cypriniformes; Leuciscidae.
GCCUGUUGCCAUGCACUUUAAAUGUGUGUGUCUGUACCCACAUCUUUCAUUUAAAGUCUUAAGCAAUCACACAAAGAGCAGGCGGAGGCUGCAUCUGCUGACGUACAGCCUGUGGCUGUGAGAGAGUCGGUUAGCUCCGAGCCGCUGAAUCACAGAGCAUCUCUACAGAAGCAUCUCCACAGGAGCAUCUCCAACAGACUAGCAGAAACUACAUCUGCAGCUCUCGGCUUCCUUUAUUGUUUUUCUUCCCGUCAUCUGAACCAGUUUUGUUCUUUAAUAGCCUAUUCUUUUACUGCUUACAUUUUUUCCAUCUCUCAUCUGUUGUCUGUUUUUCCCAGUCUCUUUAUCUUCACAAAUCCUGAUGAACGACUCAAACCUGCAGUUUCUUAAAGGGCAGAAACCUGCAAACAGCACGUCUCUGCCUCCUAAUGGCAGUACUGUAUACCCUCCAGCAGGGGCGCUGUGCGAGCAGGUCCAGAUCCAAGCGGUGGUUUUUCUCACCUUGGGUAUUGUGAGUCUCCUGGAGAACAUCCUCGUCAUCUCGGCUGUGGUCAAAAACAAAAACCUUCACUCUCCGAUGUACUUUUUCCUGUGCAGCCUGGCUGCUGCGGACAUGUUGGUAAGUGUAUCAAACUCUCUGGAGACCGUUUUCAUUGCUGUACUAAACAGUCGCCUGUUGGUGGCCAGUGACUAUUUUGUGCGUUUGAUGGACAAUGUGUUUGACUCGAUGAUCUGCAUUUCUCUUGUGGCAUCCAUCUGCAACCUUCUGGCCAUUGCCGUCGACCGCUACGUCACGAUUUUCUACGCCUUACGCUACCACAGCAUAGUGACCGUACGCAAAGCGCUAGUGGCCAUCACCGCGAUAUGGCUGGUGUGUGUGGUUUGUGGGAUUGUCUUUAUAGUGUACUCGGAGAGCAAGACCGUGAUCGUGUGUCUAAUCACAAUGUUCUUUGCCAUGCUGGUCCUCAUGGCGACUCUCUACGUACACAUGUUUCUUCUCGCCAGACUUCACGUCCAGAGGAUCGCAGCAUUACCCCCAGCAGCAGCUGCCGCUGGCAACCCGGCCCCACGUCAACACAGCUGCAUGAAGGGAGCCGUGACCAUCUCCAUCCUCCUCGGAGUGUUUGUGUGUUGCUGGGCGCCCUUCUUCCUCCACCUCAUUCUGCUGGUGUCCUGUCCGCACCAUCCGCUCUGCCUCUGCUACAUGUCUCACUUCACCACGUACCUGGUCCUCAUCAUGUGCAACUCUGUGAUUGACCCCCUCAUCUACGCCUGCCGCAGCCUGGAAAUGAGGAAGACUUUUAAGGAGAUACUCUGCUGUUUCGGCUGCCAGUCUCCCGUUUAGACCUCGGUAAAGAAUGUCUGAUUUGAAACAAAGAAUGGAUGUGUCAAGAAAUCAUUUACCUUAAGAUGUAAGAUGCCAAAAGCUUGGUGGUCAGAACAAUUUUGCACAUCCUGAGAAGAGGGUUUUAAAGCUUUAAACCUGGAAGGUUCAGGUCCUGUAAGAAAACCAUAGAGCUUCAGGGUAGAUUGAAUGUCUUGCUGAAAAGGGCAGAUAAAUUAUUUGUUACACUCUUAAAAGAAAAAAUCUAUGGAAACUUAAAGGGUUCUGUUGGGCACUUCAUAUACAGUAUAUAAAGAGUUCAGAUGCAA